Messenger RNA from Tympanuchus pallidicinctus (lesser prairie-chicken), 2628 nucleotides. It is a transcript of the gene TBC1D23, whose product is annotated as TBC1 domain family member 23. NCBI's taxonomy places the organism in Eukaryota, Metazoa, Chordata, Aves, Galliformes, Phasianidae. Gene Ontology annotation, cellular component: trans-Golgi network. The record is from RefSeq and is a predicted model, not a curated record. The coding region runs from base 16 to 2283 and encodes 755 amino acids. Gene Ontology annotation, biological process: embryonic brain development; retrograde transport, endosome to Golgi. The transcript is spliced from 19 exons.
UCCAGCGCGUCCCCCAUGCUGCCAGCGCCACGCGGGCCCGCCUUCCUCUCUGCCCGGCUUCCGCACUUUGCGGCCGACGCCUUCACUUUGCGACAGCACCGUGGAGGGGCGGGCCGAAAGGUGUUGCAAAGAAACAACAACAUACCGACUCCCCGGCCGUGCUUUACGGCUGAGCAGGGCGGCACGUCAACAGCUAUGGCGGAAGGGGACGGGGCGCCGCCGAGCAGCUGGGAAAAGGAUCUUGCGGAAGCUCUAGAAGAAGGAGGCUGUGAUCUUGAAACUGUGAGAAACAUCAUUCAAGGAAGGCAAUUGCCUGCUGAUCUGAGGGCCAAAGUUUGGAAGAUUGCACUUAAUGUUGUAGGAAAGGGAGACAGCCUCGCAUCCUGGGAUGGCUGUUUAGAUCUACCAGAACAGAAUAUAAUUCAUAAAGAUUGCCAAGAGCUAAUUGACCGGUUGUCUGUGCCACAGGACGAGAAGUCAGUAUUGCUUUUGGACAUUGAGUCUGUUAUUACUUUUUACUGUAAAUCACGCAAUGUUAAAUACAGUUCUUGCCUUGGUUGGAUACAUCUCCUCAGACCUCUGGUUCACCUUCGAUUGCCACGCAGUGAUCUGUACAACUGCUUUUACGCUAUCAUGAAUAAAUACAUUCCAAGGGAUUGUUUUCUGAAGGGAAGACCAUUUCACUUAUUCAGGUUGCUUCUUCAGUACCAUGAGCCUGAACUCUGCUCCUUUCUUGAUACUAAGAAGAUGACACCGGACUCAUAUGCACUCAACUGGCUUGGAAGCCUUUUCUCCUAUUACUGUUCAACUGAAGUAACUCAGGCAAUAUGGGAUGGUUAUCUACAGCAAGCAGAUCCAUUCUUUAUUUAUUUUUUAAUGUUGAUCAUCCUUGUCAAUGCAAAAGAUGUUAUCUUAGCACAGGAAUCAGAGAAAGAAGAAAUGCUAAAAUUUCUAGAAACUUCACCAGCCAAUCUCGAAGUAGAGGAUAUAGAGGAUCUCUUCUCUUUGGCACAAUAUUACUGUAGCAAAACUCCAGCUUCUUUCAGGAAGGACAAUCACAGUCUUUUUGGCAGCAGCUUACUGGGCCUCAAAGAUGAUGACACAGACUUGAGCCAGGCUCUCUGUCUAGCAGUUUCAGUGUCUGAGAUUCUUCAAGCGAAUCAGCAGCAAGGAGAAGGAGUGAGGUUCUUCGUAGUGGAUUGUCGUCCUGCAGAACAGUACAAUGCUGGGCACUUAUCAACAGCUUUUCAUUUAGACUCAGAUUUGAUGCUUCAAAACCCAUCAGAGUUUGCACAGUCUGUGAAAUCCCUAUUAGAAGCACAAAAACAGUCUAUUGAGUCUGGCUCUAUAGCUGGUGGGGAACAUCUCUGCUUCAUGGGAAGUGGCAGGGAAGAAGAAGAUAUGUAUAUGAACAUGGUGCUGGCACACUUCUUACAGAAAAAUAAGGAGUAUGUAAGCAUAGCCAAAGGAGGAUUUAUGGCCCUUCAGCAGCACUUAGCAGAUAUCAACGUGGAAGGACCAGAAAAUGGAUAUGGUCACUGGAUUGCUAGCACCUCAGGCUCCAGAAGUAGCAUAAACUCCUCUGUCGAUGGUGAUUCUCCUAAUGGUUCAAGUGAUGGAAAGGGAGUCAAGUCCUUGGUGAAUAAAAUGACAGUUGCUUUGAAGACUAAAUCUGUGAACGUGAAAGAAAAAGUUAUUAGUUUCAUUGAAAACACAUCCACUCCAGUGGACAGAAUACCUUUCAAUAUUCCGUGGCCAGACAGAGCAAGCCUGGAGCGCAGACAUGUCAGCAGCAGUGACAGAGUAGGAAAACCUUACCGUGGUGUGAAACCAGUAUUCAGCAUCGGAGAUGAAGAAGAAUAUGACACUGAUGAAAUUGACAGCUCUUCAAUGUCUGAUGAUGAUCGAAAAGAGGUUGUCAACAUCCAAACAUGGAUAAAUAAACCUGAUGUGAAGUAUAACUUCCCCUGUAAUGAAGUAAAAGAAAAUGGACAUAUGUUUCCCAGUCACCUCCUAGUAACGGCAACCCACAUGUAUUGUUUGAGGGAGAUUCCAUCGCGGAAGGGGCUGGCUUACAUACAGUCUCGACAGGCACUCAACUCUGUAGUCAAAAUCACAUCCAAGAAGAAGCACCCAGAACUGAUCACCUUUAAAUAUGGAAAUAGCAAUACUUCAGGCAUAGAAAUUUUGGCAGUUGAAAGGUAUCUGAUUCCAAAUGCAGGUGAUGCAACCAAAGCCAUAAAACAACAGAUCAUGAAAGUAUUGGAUGCCUUGGAGAGUUAAUAACUAAAGACGUUGUAGAAAAGAGUUUAUAAAGAAGAAGUAACAAAGAUACUGUAUGUGGACAUGAGCUGAUGGUUUCCCAAUCAAAUACUAACUUUGUGUUUUUUCAGUUUACUGACGGGAGUGCCUGGAUAGCAGGCUUAAGAUAGGGUAAAUUAUUACCAAUUUCUGAACAAGAUUUUUAAUUUCUUUUAUUUUGUAGAAGUACGUAUUAUAAAGGUCAGUUUGUUUCACUGCGAUGCACCUUUAAUAGGAGUGAUGUGCACAUUUUAAGAGGGCGUGCUGCUAGGUUCAUACAAGUAUGUUAAAAGAACGAAGCAAAGUGGAGAAGCAGUAGAAGACAGG